Messenger RNA from Stylophora pistillata, 881 nucleotides. RefSeq lists its product as uncharacterized. The record is from RefSeq and is a predicted model, not a curated record. NCBI's taxonomy places the organism in Eukaryota, Metazoa, Cnidaria, Anthozoa, Scleractinia, Pocilloporidae.
GUGGCGGCGGAGGAGGUUUCUACUCCAGCGGGAGAAGCUCAAAGCAGUUUGGCGGUACCAUGGGAACAGGUGGAGAGGGUGGAAAAGGAUUUCUCCAGGGAGGGGUGGGAGGUAGAGCUAAUGUUAACAAUGUUGUUGGUGGAUUUGGUGGAGGUGCAGGAGCUUAUGGAAAUGGAGGAGGUGGGGGAGGAGGAGGAGGGUACUCUGGAGGAAGCAGUGGAGAUAAUGUGAGAGAUUCUUGUGGAGGCGGUGGAGGAUCUUACAAUGCUGGUAAAAAUCAACAAAACGAAUGUUGCUAUCGAUCAUCUGGCCAUGGUCAGCUUGCUGCUGAUACAUACAAUGCCUUUCUUACAAACCUCAAUGCCAGUGGAAGAUUUGGUCCAACGACGCUGGGCAGUCACUACACAGGUCAGGAUCAUGACGGACAAGUUACAAUGUCCAGCGGUAUUCAACAGUGGACUGUGCCGUACACUGGCAACUACAGAAUAGAAGCAAUUGGAGCUGUAGGAGGGUACGAUGUGCACACUAACAGUGCUCUGGGCCGCGGAAGAGGAGCAAGAAUGAUUGGAACAUUCAGUUUAAACAAGAGUGAAGUCAUUCAGAUACUUAUCGGUCAAGAAGAAGGAAUAAACAAGGAAAGUUAUUCUUCUGGCGGUGGUGGAGGUACAUUUGUAGUGAUAGGAGCCAACAAAUAUUUGAUUAUAGCUGGGGGUCGAGGAGGCAUAAACUAUCUAGGGUCAAGGCAUUCAGUAUGUGAUGCUGGUAAUGGUUCUUCAGGAAAUCGUGGGUACAAAUCCUGGACAGGGGGGAGCAAUGGACAUUGUGCACAAGAGGCUGAUACUGGCAGAUCAGCUAAGUGGUUUAUCUCGAUAUGUCAUUAA